AUGUAUGGUUUAAUUUCAUUGGGAACUCUCCUGCUACUUCUUGAUAACGCACAAUCUGAGGAGGAAUGCUUUGCAGUAUGUGCCCAAAAUCACACAACUGAAAGGUCCCAAACCGCGUGCAAGGAGGGAUGCCGUCUGCAAGUAAUUUUUGCAUUUGCAUCCGACAGUGUAAUAUCAGCGAGGGAAAACUGUUACAACGGUUGUGUCAGGUCAUAUAAUGAUGAAGCGGAGAAGCAGGCUUGUUCAUUUGGCUGUGAUAAACAGCCAGAUAUGAAGAAGUCCAGAAUUCAUGUAUCAAUAACAAAUAAGAGUCCUACAUUUCAAGUGGCUCGCGGAGCAAUGGAAAAAAUGAUACGUCGCAUAAGCAGUUCAUUGCCGUUAUUGGGGGAAUCGGGUUCAGCAUCCUUAGAAGAACGUGAUGAGCGAUUCUGGGAUGAUCCAUUUGCGCAAUUCCAUUUUCACAUGCAGAAUGAAAUGGCACGACUCCACCAAAUUGCUCAGAAUAUUCUCAAUUUGCAACGCGCACAAACUGUGAUGCCAGUUAUUGCUAAAAACAGACCAGAGGGGCAUGAGGAGAAUGCAAUUGAAGGAUUCCAUGUGGGAAACAAUGACAAGAAUGGAGAAAAGAUUAUGGAGGUGAAGCCAGUAGAGUUCAAGAAUGAAGAGCAGCGACUUCUGGGAUAUGGAGGCGAAAAUCCAACUGUUGUGGAGAUCCCGGAAUCGUCGCUUCUUUCUCGAUUAGCAUCACGAGCUCGUCGUCUUUCGCUACUCAGUCAAUGGCUUGUUUGCGUUGCGCUUUUCCUUUGUUUUGUUUCAAUGCUUUCUAUCUCAGUGGCAAUUUUGAAACAGAUCAAAUCGCAAAAGUAUCUGAAUCUGAAGAACGUGCAUUCGGUUAUCCCAUCAGCAUUCGCAGAAUCUCUUGCAGCAAAGAAAAUACCACUGGAAUCUGCAGUUGUAGUAACCGAUUAUCCGCUGAUUCACGAUACUCCCCCUCCGGCUUAUGAUCAACUUUCAGUUCAUAAGGAGAAACAUUGA
Molecule: messenger RNA, 1035 nt
Organism: Loa loa (African eye worm)
Lineage: Eukaryota; Metazoa; Nematoda; Chromadorea; Rhabditida; Onchocercidae
Exons: 7
Coding region: 1-1035 (344 amino acids)
Source: RefSeq, a predicted model, not a curated record